Acanthosepion pharaonis is the source of this 1461-nucleotide messenger RNA. Lineage: Eukaryota; Metazoa; Mollusca; Cephalopoda; Sepiida; Sepiidae. The record is from the annotation of a GenBank genome assembly.
AUGCACCAGAUUUCAAUAUCUAUCUAUCUAUCUAUCUAUCUAUCUAUCUAUCUAUCUAUCUAUCUAUAUUUCUCUCUAUACUUCUUCUCCUCCGUCUCGUCCUUUUCUUCUUCUUCUUCUUCUUCUUCUUUCUCCUCCUCUUUCCCUUUAUCCUUCUCUUCCUCCUCCUUCUUCUGUCCUCCUCUCCCUCGUUCCCAUUAUCCUCCUCUUUCUUCUACUGAUCCUUCCUCUCCGCCUCCUAAUCAGCGUUCUCCUUCUUCCGUUUAUCUAUACUUCUCUUGCUCCUUCUUCUCUUCCUCCUCCUUCUUCUGUCCUCCUCUCCCUCGUUCCUAUUAUCCUCCUCUUCCUUCUACUGACCCUCCUCUCAAUCCUUCAUCCCCACCUCCUGGUCUGCGUCUUCCUCCUUCCGUUUAUCUAUACUUCUCCUCUUGCUCCUUCUUCUCUUCUUCUUCCUCCUUCUCCUCCUCCUCCUCCUCCUCGUCGUUUUUGCCUUCUUUACUUCCCCCCCCUCUCUCUCUCUGUCUCUCUCUCUCUCUCUCUGUGUCUCUCUCUCUAUUUCCUAUUCCAUGUCCAUUUCUCUUUCUUUUAAAUUUACAAUUUCCCAUAAUUCUUUUCUCUUUUAAAUUCAUGGUUUUAUUGUUUUUCUGUUUCUUUCUUUCUUUCUUUCUUUCUUUCUUUCUUUCUUUCUUUCUUUCUUUCUUUCUAUUUCAUCGACUCCUUUUCUUGCCUCUCCUUUCGUUACUCACUCUUUUCUAUUUACUUUUACUACAUUCUUUACCCCACUAUCUCCUUUCUUUCUUUCUUUCUUUCUUUCUUUCUUUCUUUCUUUCUUUCUUUCUUUCUUUCUUUCUUUCUUUCUUUAUGUCUUUUUUCAUCCAUUCUUCACUUUUAGUUUUUUUUCUUUCUUUUUUUCUUUCUUUCUUUCUUUCUUUCUAUUUCAUCGACUCCUUUUUUGCCUCUCCUUUCGUUACUCCUCUUUUUCUAUUUACUUUUACUACGUUCUUUACCCCACUAUCUUCUUUCUUUCUUUCUUUCUUUCUUUCUUUAUGGUCUUGUUUACUCUUUCUUCGAUUCUUUUCCUUUCUUUCUUUCUUUCUUUCUUUCUUUCUUUCUUUCUUUCUUUUGACUUCUUAUCCUAUUUAUAGUCUUUUUCAUCCAUACUUCACUUUUUGUCCUUUCUUUCUUUCUUUUACAUUUUUACCUUUCCCUAAUUCGUUUCUCUUAGUUCUUUUUUCUUUCUUUCUUUCUUUCUUUCUUUCUUUCUUUUUUCUUUCUUUCUUUCUUUCUUUACCCAAACAUCGAUUUAUUUGUUUCAUUCUUUUUUUUUUAUUUUUCGUUAACUCCUUUCGGCUUUUGUAUUUUGCUCCUUUAAAUAAAUAUUUUCCUCUUUCAUUCUUUUCUUUUUUCCGAUAUUCUUACUUUCCUAUGUUUUUAAUUGUUUGCUUCAUUCAAAAUAACUAA